ACAACUUGGCACCGGCUGAAACAUGUAAUGCCUGCAUGUACGCAAUGUUCGCUGCAUCAGAACAGAAUGGCUGAGCCUGUUGAUCCUUCAAAGCUAAUGAUAAGUUGGAGUAUUUGGUCAUCAACUAGUGAGGUUGAUGCUAUGCUUCAUCCACCCUAUUUGGUGCUUCUCUGUCAGUUCCUUAUAUAAACCGUAUCUUCAGUGCCUACAAUAAUAUAGCAGUGUGGACAAUUGGGUUUUUAACCGGCAUCAUGGCAGUUUCUCCUAGAUAAUUGCGACUGAGUGUUUACAGUUUUCUACUUAAUAGCAAGAGCCGAGAAUUACAAUAAAAACAUGGGUGCAGGUCCAGCAUAUAACAUUGAGGAAGCCUUCCAGCGAUUACCUCUCCCAUAUGCUGAUCAAGAGUUCAAUAUUGACCAUAUUAAGGAGGAGUUGGAAAGUGUGACAAAACCACCUCCAUAUGUACGUUUGAAGCAUAAUGUAUAUUUCGUCAAGAAGAAAUGUGAUGGUGAUGCCAUUGAAGCUAAAUGCAGUGAUUGUGAUCCUCCUCUGACCUGUCAAAUAAGAUGCUCGUGCAGGUCUGUGUCCAUUAGCUGCUCUCAGGCUUGCAAGUGCUCAAAUAAGUGCACCAACAGACCAUUUCGCAGAGAGAAAAGGAUCGGGGUUGUUAAGACACAACAUUGCGGAUGGGGUGCCAUAGCAUUGGAAACCAUUGAGGAAGGUGAUUUUGUGAUAGAGUUUGUUGGAGAAGUUAUAGAUGGCGCGAGAUUUGAAGAAAGGCUUCAAGACAUGAAACAGCGCCGAGAUCAAAAUUUCUACAUGUGUAAAGUCAACAACAACUUUAUAAUUGAUGCAACAUUCAGAGGAAAUGACUGUCGCUUUUUUAACCACAGCUGCAGACCUAACUGUCGGUUGGAGAAUUGGCAAGUUAACGGCAAGACAAGGCUAGGUGUGUUUUCUUUACAGGGUAUACGAGUGGGUGAGCCCUUGACCUACAAUUACAGCUUCGUACAACAUUUUGGUCCACAGACAGAGUGUUUCUGUGGCGCUGAAAACUGCCGAGGGAAGCUGUGAUAGGUAAAAGACUGACCAAAGGGGGGUACAUAUAACAGCUCUGACCGAGGGAAGCUGUGGCUCAAUGCAAAAGUACAUAGCAGGAAAUGGAAUGUAUAGUGAAGAUUGAUGCUGAGAGCAGCAUUACCCACUCAUCUUCCAAGUGUGCAGGUUUUAACUCUGUAAAAAGUGUUUAGCUAGUUCUUUCAACAGAUGCCGAGAGCAAACUGUCUAGUUGCUU
Molecule: messenger RNA, 1294 nt
Organism: Triticum dicoccoides
Lineage: Eukaryota; Viridiplantae; Streptophyta; Magnoliopsida; Poales; Poaceae
Product: histone-lysine N-methyltransferase ASHR3-like
Exons: 9
Coding region: 334-1074 (246 amino acids)
Cellular component (GO): nucleus
Molecular function (GO): protein binding; histone methyltransferase activity
Source: RefSeq, a predicted model, not a curated record